Messenger RNA from Paramecium octaurelia, 1201 nucleotides. The record is from the annotation of a GenBank genome assembly. NCBI's taxonomy places the organism in Eukaryota, Ciliophora, Oligohymenophorea, Peniculida, Parameciidae.
AUGGAUCAAAAAUCUAAUUACCUUAAAAUUUGGGGAUUGCCUGAAGGAACUCCUGAGUAGGACGUGCUAUCAAAAAUUAAAUUGAUUGGAAAAGUGAUCUAAAGCAAAUAACAAAAUAAUGUAUGGUACAUAGUGUUUGAGGAUGAAGUCGAAAAUGAUAGUGUAUGAUAACAUUUCGAUUUGAUAGGUUGAGUUCUUAUCGAGCUCCUACACGUCAUUAUAAUAUGUAGUUGGUUCAGAAAUGAGUACAUAAGACAUUCAGAAAUUUUAAGCUGUAUUUCCCUAAAAUGGUGAAGAGGAACUCUAGAGAAAGAGACUCGAAUAAGAGAAGAUCCUGGAAAUAGCUAAAAAAUAAUAAGAAGAUUAAAGAUAGAAAUUGUUGCAAUAACAAUAGGAAUUUUUAAAAUAAUAGCAAGAGGAAUAAAGAAGAAAAUAAUAAAAGGAGAGAGAGGAAGCUUAACAAAGAGAAGAGGAGUUGAAAUCAAAAUUAUUAGCUGAACAAAGAUAACAAUUGGAGUAUCAAUAAAGAGUGGUAAAGAAUAGAUAUAUAUAUUUAUUAGUAAUAGUAAAAAGAAUAGGAAGAAAGAUAAUAAAAAUAAUAAUCGCUCUAAUAGUAAUAAUUAUUGGAAGAAUAGAAGAGAUUAGAAUAGUCAAGAGUUUAGUAAUCCUAACCAAAUUAGUAGUUCAAUUAACAAACAUUAGAUUUAUAAAAGGAAAAGCUUAAAGAAGAAUUAGCCCUUGAAUUCGCCAAAUCUCAAUUUUAACAAAAAUAAUAGACUGAAUAAAAAGAGUAGGAAUUUAAUAAGAAAAUCCAAAAUCUGAAGAGUAAACUUACAGAAACAGAAAAUCAAUUAUAGCAAUAAAAAGAUAAGUAUACAAAUUAAUAAGAGAAUUUAUCAAAGCAAUAAAAAGAAAUUUAGGAUUUGAAGACAUCAUUAAAUCAUGUCACACAAUAGAGGGACAAUGUUAUUGCAAAGUUUAAAGAAUUGCAAUCAAACUAAGGAAGCAGUAUCACUCAAGAGGAUGUGGCCUUCUUAGAACAGUAACAGUAAUAAUAGGAGCCGUCAUCACUCUAAAAUACGUUGUUUAAAUUUGAAUUUUGGGUCCUUUUGGUUGGAGUUUGGAUCUUAAGUUAAGUAAUUAAUUUCUUCACCUGAUCCUAAAAUGAUAUAUGAUUUAUCAAAUAUUAAGUAUUUAUUAA